AUGUCUGCUGUUCAGGACACCAUUUCCGCCAACGGCAAUGAGCUUGCCGGCUCCCUUGACCACCUCAAGGUCGAUGAUGGCGAGCCCAGACUCGGUCCCGACGGAGAGCCCGCUCCCCGGACUGAGGAGGAGUAUGCUGUUUCUCAGCUCACUCUUCGCGCCAUUGUCUCUUCAAAGGAGGCUGGCGUGAUCAUUGGCAAGGCCGGCAAGAAUGUUGCUGAUCUCCGCGACGAGACCGGUGUCAAGGCUGGCGUCUCCAAGGUUGUCCAGGGCGUUCAUGACCGUGUCCUCACCAUCACUGGCGAGAUCCAGGCCAUUUCUAAGGCCUAUGCUAUUGUCGCGCAAGCUCUUCUCGAGGGCGCUCCUGCUAUGGGCAUGGGAGGCGUUGUCCAGAACAACGGCACUCACCCCAUUAAGCUUCUUAUCUCUCACAACCAAAUGGGCACCAUCAUUGGCCGCCAAGGUCUGAAGAUCAAGCACAUCCAGGAUGUCUCUGGCGUUCGUAUGGUUGCUCAGAAGGAGAUGCUUCCCCAGUCUACUGAGCGAAUCGUCGAGGUCCAGGGCACUCCCGAUGGUAUCAAGGCUGCUAUCUGGGAGAUUUGCAAGUGUCUCGUCGAUGACUGGCAGCGUGGUACUGGCACUGUACUGUACAACCCUGUCGUCCGCACCCAGCCUGGUUCCACCAGUACCCUGGGUGGCAGCGGCAGCUACUCCUCUGCUGGCGGCCGCUCUUCCGAGUAUAGCAGCCCCCGUGUCAUGCGUACUGGCAACGGUGCCGACUUCAGCAACGGUGGUGCCACUCGACCCUACGGUCGUCGCUCUGAUUCAGAUGCUGCCUCCCGUGGCCCUCCCACCCACGACGAGAAUGGAGAGGAGAUUCAGACCCAGAACAUCUCCAUCCCCGCUGAUAUGGUUGGCUGCAUCAUUGGCCGUGCUGGCAGCAAGAUCAGCGAGAUCCGCAAGACUUCUGGUGCCCGUAUCUCCAUUGCCAAGGCCCCUCAUGAUGAGAGCGGCGAGCGCAUGUUCACUAUCAUGGGUACCGCUAAGGCUAAUGAGUCGGCUCUCUUCCUCUUGUACGAGAACCUUGAGGCGGAGAAGAUGCGCCGCUCCCAGGCCCCGUCCUCUGAGUAA
Colletotrichum truncatum is the source of this 1131-nucleotide messenger RNA. Its product is annotated as kh domain rna-binding protein. NCBI's taxonomy places the organism in Eukaryota, Fungi, Ascomycota, Sordariomycetes, Glomerellales, Glomerellaceae. Gene Ontology annotation, biological process: 3'-UTR-mediated mRNA stabilization. Gene Ontology annotation, molecular function: mRNA 3'-UTR AU-rich region binding. The record is from RefSeq and is a predicted model, not a curated record. Gene Ontology annotation, cellular component: cytoplasm; nucleus.